Anopheles darlingi is the source of this 489-nucleotide messenger RNA. Its product is annotated as cuticle protein CP14.6-like. Gene Ontology annotation, molecular function: structural constituent of chitin-based larval cuticle. Gene Ontology annotation, cellular component: chitin-based extracellular matrix. The transcript has a single exon. The record is from RefSeq and is a predicted model, not a curated record. NCBI's taxonomy places the organism in Eukaryota, Metazoa, Arthropoda, Insecta, Diptera, Culicidae. The coding region runs from base 114 to 434 and encodes 106 amino acids.
AUCGGUCAGUCAGUCAGAGUGUUGUGUGCGCGAAUUGCAAACGAACGAAGCCCAAACGUUUCGCAAGAAAGUCUCCACAGUUACAGCCUAGCCUAGGAAAGGAUAUCAUCAUCAUGAGGACUACGUCGGUGUGCCUGCUUGUUGCCCUGUUUGUUGUGGCGGCUGUUGCCAUCCCGGUGCCGGAUAAGAACGCCGAGACGCUCCGAUACGACAACGAUGUCAACGCGGACAGCUACAGCUAUCAGUAUGAGACGAGCAAUGGCAUUUCGGCCCAGGAAGCCGGUGAACUGAAGGCGACCGGUGGCGAAGCGUCCGCCCUUGCGGUGCGUGGAACCUUCAGCUUCACCGCCGACGAUGGCCAGGUGUACACCGUGAACUACAUCGCCGACGAGAACGGUUUCCGCCCGGAAGGUGACCAUCUGCCGAAGGAAUAGAUGCUGCCGUUCGCUAGACCAUCCAGCUGGCUAAACUGUAAAUAAAUGUACCCGU